CCAUGCCGUCUCCUUCUCCCCCAGCUUGGCCUAGCUGCCACCACUCUUCCUCCUCCUCCUAGGCUAGCUACCUCCCGCUCACACCCUCCUCCCAUGGCGGAUCGGCAUGGCGAGGGCGGCGUGGCCUCGGCGCGGCGGCCGGGGCGCACGGACCUGGACGACCCGUCGACGACGCUGCUGCAGCGCGUGCAGGCGCACCUCCCGAACGCGACGCAGGUGGUGGGCCUGCUGACCCUGCUGCUCGCCGGCGCGGCGCUGCUGGUGCUGGCGGGGCUGACGUUCACGGGCGCGGUGGUGGCGCUCGUCUUCCUCGGCCCGCUGGCGCUGCUGACCAGCCCCAUCUGGGUGCCGUUCUCGUUCGCGCUCCUGGUCGUGGCCGUGGCGGCGCUCUCCUUCGUCGGGUUCGCCGUGGCCGCCCUCGCCGCAGCCACCUGGGCGUACCGGUACUUCACGGGGCGGCACCCCGUGGGCGCCGACCGCGUGGACCGCGCCCGCAGCCGCCUCGCCGACACCGCCAGCCACGUCAAGGACUACGCCCGCCGCGAGUACGGCGGAUACCUCGGCAACCGCACCAAGGACGCCGCCCCCGGCGCCUAGGCUCGUCGCGGCUAGAUCGUUACGAUAUGUUAUUCUCUCUUUGCGUCUCUGUACUCUCCCAGCUGUUGGUAAUCUCGUCGUCUUCACGUGUAUGAACUACUAUUAGUUCCGUUUGUUUGUUAGUUCUUGUCUCGUCCUUACUGUGUAAUCAGAUCAAUCGACGAUCAUAAGGCGUA
Aegilops tauschii subsp. strangulata is the source of this 773-nucleotide messenger RNA. Its product is annotated as oleosin G. NCBI's taxonomy places the organism in Eukaryota, Viridiplantae, Streptophyta, Magnoliopsida, Poales, Poaceae. The record is from RefSeq and is a predicted model, not a curated record. Gene Ontology annotation, biological process: lipid storage. Gene Ontology annotation, cellular component: membrane; monolayer-surrounded lipid storage body.